Messenger RNA from Thamnophis elegans (Western terrestrial garter snake), 1083 nucleotides. RefSeq names its product 3-hydroxyanthranilate 3,4-dioxygenase (gene HAAO). The record is from RefSeq and is a predicted model, not a curated record. The coding region runs from base 99 to 962 and encodes 287 amino acids. Lineage: Eukaryota; Metazoa; Chordata; Lepidosauria; Squamata; Natricidae. Gene Ontology annotation, molecular function: iron ion binding; 3-hydroxyanthranilate 3,4-dioxygenase activity. The transcript is spliced from 11 exons. Gene Ontology annotation, biological process: 'de novo' NAD+ biosynthetic process from L-tryptophan; quinolinate metabolic process. Gene Ontology annotation, cellular component: cytoplasm.
AGUUAUACAGAGACACUCAUUUGCAAUAGCCUAUAAAACAGUUGCCAGACUUAGUAAGUUUGUAUACCAAUUUCUUUGGAGCAUAUUGCUAUCGGGUCAUGGAGGACACACUUGUGAAUGUAAAGAACUGGGUAGAAGAAAACAAAGGUGCUUUUCUGCCUCCAGUAUGCAAUAAGCUUAUGCAUCACCGACAGCUCAAUAUAAUGUUUGUUGGUGGGCCAAACCAACGGAAAGAUUACCAUAUUGAAGAAGGAGAAGAGUUGUUUUACCAGCUGCAGGGAGACAUGUGCCUGAAGAUAAUAGAAAAUGGAAAACACAAGGAUAUCCACAUUAAAGAAGGAGAGAUGUUUCUUUUACCAGCCAGGAUUCCACAUUCUCCACAAAGGUAUGCAAACUCUGUGGGACUGGUCAUUGAAAGGAGAAGAUUAGACACAGAAACUGAUGGACUGAGAUAUUAUGUUGGAGAAUCAACAGAUGUCCUUUUUGAAAGAUGGUUUUACUGUGAGGAUCUUGGUAUACAACUUAUUCCAAUAAUUCAAGAAUUUUUCAGUUCAAUGCAGUAUCAAACUGGGAAACCCAAUCCAGAUGAAAUUGUAAGAGCAACUCCUUUCCCACUAAAUGAUGUCACAGUCAUGGAUCCUUUUUCUUUGCAAGCUUGGCUGAAUGAUCACCAAGAAAAUAUAGCUCUGAAACAAUCCUUGAGUCUUUUUGGAGACAACUUUGAAACAGAGGUUAUAAUAUUUGGACCAGGAAUAACUGAAGAGGGAGGAAAGAAUGCAGAUAUAUGGAUAUGGCAGUUGGAAGGUUCAUCUUUUGUUACUAUUGAUAGAAAAAUCCUGACUUUAAGGGCCGGAGAUAGCCUUCUUGCCCCAGUGCAAACUAAGUUUCACUGGAAGAGAGAUGAAGGAUCCAUUGCUCUUUCUGUUGUUCAGAAUCCAGAGAGGAAAAGACCCUAUCUCUGAGUUUGGUAUCUCAUCUUCUUCCUCUGGCCAAGGUCAAAGAGAGAUAUACAUGGGCAUAUACUUGGAAGAGCCCUCAUCUACCAAGGCCUAUCAUCAGUUUUGUUGGAACCACAGCCAGCUU